This is a messenger RNA of Entrophospora sp. SA101, 1176 nucleotides long. NCBI's taxonomy places the organism in Eukaryota, Fungi, Glomeromycota, Glomeromycetes, Entrophosporales, Entrophosporaceae. The record is from the annotation of a GenBank genome assembly.
AAUGAUGAUAAGGUUUUAAAAUGGACAAAGACUGAUUCAAAUUAUAAUGAGGACAAGACAGAUUUGGAUUUGGAUGAGAUAGACUAUAACAAUUGCAAUAUUGACCCAAACAUUGAAUUAUUGGAGAAACAGAUACUGGUACAAACUGAUGAACAUCGAGCAGCUUUAACACCAAAUACAAGCAAACAAUUAAUUCAAAAUGGUAGUGAAUUUUUCCCCAAUGUCACUUCGUUGAACUUUUAUGCUUUUCAAUCUGGAACUUGGAAAACAGCUCCAUCCGACGCUUACAUUAUAGGUUUAAAGGAAUUACCAGAAAAUGACGAUUCACCUCUUUCUCAUACACAUAUUUAUUUUGCACAUUGUUAUAAGAAUCAAUCUGGCUGGCAAAAUGUUCUAAAAAGGUUUAUCAAUGGCAAAGGAUUGCUUCUUGAUUUAGAGUUUUUAAAUGAUGAAAAAGGUCGUCGUGUUGCUGCAUUUGGUUAUCAUGCAGGGUUUGCUGGAGCAGCUAUUGGACUAGAUGUUUGGGCACAACAAAUUCUUCACCCCAAACAAAAAUAUCCUAGUGUUAACCCAUAUCCAAACGAAGAUGAUUUAAUUAAACACAUAAAAAAUCGGUUGAAUGGAGCUGUAGCGCAUAGUGGAGUUUCACCUCGUAUUUUGGUUAUGGGAGCAUUAGGUAGAUGUGGUAAAGGUGCAUGUGAUAUUUCUCAUAAUGUUGGAAUUGACAAAGAAAAUAUUAUUAAAUGGGAUAUUGAAGAAACAAAAAAAGGAGGUCCAUUUUCAGAAAUUCUUGAUGUUAAUAUAUUUGUUAAUUGUAUCUAUCUUAGUCAAAAAAUUCCUCCUUUCAUUACAAAAGAAAUGCUUGAUCAAAAAAGGAACCUUUCAGUGAUUGUAGAUGUCAGCUGUGAUAUAACAAAUCCCAAUAACCCUGUUCCUGUUUACAACAUUAGUACCACAUUUAAAAAUCCAACAGAAUUGAUUGAAACAAAGAAUCCAAAGCCUCUUGAAGUUAUUUCUAUUGAUCAUUUGCCAACUUUGCUUCCUAAAGAGAGUAGUGAACAGUUUAGUAAAGAUUUAUUGCCUAGUUUAUUGGAAUUACAAAAUAGAACAAAUUCAAAUGUAUGGUUGAAUGCUGAAAAAUUAUUUGUUGAGAAAAUUGCUUUGGUUGAUUCAUAA